Dioscorea cayenensis subsp. rotundata (Guinea yam) is the source of this 643-nucleotide messenger RNA. RefSeq lists its product as uncharacterized. Bases 87 to 512 code for a protein of 141 amino acids. The record is from RefSeq and is a predicted model, not a curated record. Lineage: Eukaryota; Viridiplantae; Streptophyta; Magnoliopsida; Dioscoreales; Dioscoreaceae. The transcript has a single exon.
GUAGCCCCGGAUCGCAUCCCAAAAAGGUACAAAUUCCACUUCGAUCCCGGUUUUUCUUGGAUUAGGGUUAGGGUUAGGGUUUACCGAUGUCGGCGACGGCGGUCGGUGAGGUGGAAUGGGCCGCGUGCGAGUGCUGCGGGUUGAGGGAGGAGUGCACGCCAGCCUACAUCGCCAGAGUGAGGGAUCGGCACGGUGGACGCUGGGUGUGCGGCCUGUGUUCCGAGGCGGUGGAGGACGAGAUCCGCCGCUCCGGUCGGCGGAUCUCGCCGGAGGAGGCCCUCACUCGUCACGCUAGCUUCCGCGAGGCCUUCCGUUUGGCGGCACCACCCUUGACCCGGCAGCGCAUCUUAUCGCCGCCGUUAGGCAGCUCGUCCGCCGUGGCCUCGAAUCUCCGAGGGCGACGCGGUCGAACCCUAACAGCCCUCGCCGGAGGCCAGCGGGUAGCGGCACAACCGUGCUCGCGCCUUCCAGAAGCUGCUUCUCUACCCUUGCUCGCUGGAGAAGUCGAAUAAUCUCGACCCAUGUACCCUACGUAACAAUACUUUUUCCUUUUCCUAUUAUUAUUAUUAUUAUUAUAACUAUAGCUAUUUAUCUAGCCUUUUGUGUUAAAUACAAAAUGAAUAAAUAAAUAAUAAAUUAUCUA